Molecule: messenger RNA, 645 nt
Organism: Trypanosoma cruzi
Lineage: Eukaryota; Euglenozoa; Kinetoplastea; Trypanosomatida; Trypanosomatidae
Exons: 1
Coding region: 1-645 (214 amino acids)
Cellular component (GO): plasma membrane
Source: RefSeq, a predicted model, not a curated record
AUGCGGCGUGUGGAGAGGAGUAGUCGCGGUGAAGGUGAAGAUACUUUGGCAACGGGCGAGGCGAAUGUCAGGACAGACACAACUGUUGACGUGCUGCGGCGGGCCUCUCGGCACGCGCAGGGGGCGAUUGAGACGAGUUGGAUGACGACUCGCCGGCUGCAGGUGCAGGGAGAACAGCUGGAGGAGAUUGACCGCGCCCUCGACAAGAUGGAGCACGACUUGGGCGUCGGUGACGAUGCCCUGCGGCGCAUGACGUGGACAGGGAGAGUUAAGCGUUGGUUCACGUCAAGGCGGAAGCAGCCGUCGGACGGUGUCGAGUCGUCUACUUCUUCUUCGGUGCCAUCGUCCUCCCUUCCGAUCAAACCACAAGGACUGCGGGAGAAAAAUCAGCAACGGGAGGGAACACGUGGCAGCAAGCGCGACGAUGUGAUUGGUUGUGGCAGUUCCACGAGCCAUAUAGCCAUGGAGGAGGAAAAACUCUUGGAUGCGUUACUGGGCGAUGUGCAUGCCAUGCGAGAGCAGGCCACAUUGCAAGGGGCGAUGCUCACGGAACACAAUCGCCGCCUUGAUGUUAUAGCGACAAAAACCGACGCGGUUCACAAUCAUGUGAAUCGUACAAAACAGAAGGUGGAAAAAAUGCUUUAG